Molecule: messenger RNA, 3210 nt
Organism: Dissoconium aciculare CBS 342.82
Lineage: Eukaryota; Fungi; Ascomycota; Dothideomycetes; Mycosphaerellales; Dissoconiaceae
Product: ARM repeat-containing protein
Exons: 2
Coding region: 431-2959 (842 amino acids)
Biological process (GO): ribosomal small subunit export from nucleus; endonucleolytic cleavage in 5'-ETS of tricistronic rRNA transcript (SSU-rRNA, 5.8S rRNA, LSU-rRNA); endonucleolytic cleavage in ITS1 to separate SSU-rRNA from 5.8S rRNA and LSU-rRNA from tricistronic rRNA transcript (SSU-rRNA, 5.8S rRNA, LSU-rRNA)
Cellular component (GO): 90S preribosome; preribosome, small subunit precursor; nucleolus
Molecular function (GO): RNA binding
Source: RefSeq, a predicted model, not a curated record
CGUCGAUCGCCUGUUCGUCUAUUCCCAACUACAACCACAUCACAACUACACUCGCUCACUACAUACCGCGACAAUUAUCUCUCUCUUGCUAUUUCGAGGAUCUCUGCUUCACCUCUUUGCCACGGUUGUUGUGUCUAACAUACUCGCUGCCAUUUCGACCACUCCACAUUUUCCUCCCAUCCAUCAUUCCGACCGUUGUAUGCUUCGCAAAACCCGUGGCUUAACUCCGGGUCGAGUGAAAGAAUUUACAGCACGAAAAUCUCGCCUCAAGAUCACAUUGCAGACCCACACAAGUGUCGCACGCUACCGAAUCGCAUCGGACGGACCACUCACAUUAUUCCGUCGGUCAGACCGACACAAAUAGCAUCGUCGUGAUCGUGCGACAAAUCCAAUCCUCCAUUAAAUUUCCAGCACCAGCCACACCAGCAGUAUGCCUAAGGCCAACCAGAAGCGCGGGAGGCGCAUGAAGAGAAAGCACAACGAUGACGAAGGCGCCGAAGGAGACGACCACCAACUACAACACGAAAAUGGCGAUGACCAAACUGCACAACCCGAACUACCAGAGCCCAGCACCAAACGUCGCCGACCGAGCCAUGAUGACGACAACGAGUACCCCUCCGCCUAUACCGGCGCCGACGAGUACUCCCACCAAGCGCAAGGCGGCCCUGGAACCGGCGAACCCGCUUUCUUUGGCAUGCUCGACGAAUCAGAACAGGAAUACUUCAAACAUGCGGACGAAUUGUUCGAGCUGGAUUCGUUCGCCUCAUCGGAGGAGAGAAAGACACUAUUGGAACAGGUGUAUCGUGAAGCGGAUGGGAAGGAACUCAAGAUUGCGCAGAGUCAAUCUUGCUCGCGGCUAUUGGAAAAAAUGAUUCGCAUGUCGACGGCCAAGCAGCUGAAGGGACUGUUUGGGAAAUUCAGUGGAAGUUUCAUGGCCCUCAUGACACAUCGAUUCGCAUCGCAUUGCUGUGAAUCGCUCUUUGUCUAUGCCGCACCUUUCGUCACUGCAGAGCUGCUGUACCCAAAUGCCCCUGCCAACAAACCCGACGAGUCAAAUCCUGACGAGGUCUAUGUCUCCAUGGAGAACCUAUUCCUCCACACCCUAGCUGAGCUAGAUGGCAAUCUUCCUUUCAUGAUGACAGACCGAUAUGCUUCGCAUACUUUACGGACGCUGCUAUUGGUUCUCGCUGGCGAGCCGGUCUCAAAGAAGAUGGAAGGCAAGCGUGGUCGGAGUCAUAAGCCCGCAGAGGCACUAUCAUUCUUGAACUUGAAGGAUGAAGCCCCGGAAGUCACCGAGGAAGCACCUAAGACACGAUCUGUUCCAGAAAGUUUCUCUACCGCACUAGAAAAGACCAUCAGCGGAAGCAUCGCCGGUUUUGACACACCUAAGCUUCGUGCUCUUGCCACCCACCCUAUCGCUUCACCUACUCUCCAAGUCCUUCUUCGAAUCGAGAUGACCCACUAUGGGAAAGCGCGUGCCAAGGAUGUCAACUCGAUCAUGCAUACCCUUCUACCGGACGACCCAUUCACUGCCGAAUGUGAAAGCGCUGCGUUCCUGAGCGGUCUCGUCUAUGACACUGUUGGUGUUCAUCUCGUGGAGGCAAUCAUCCGGUGGGCGCCUGCCAAGCUUUUCAAAAAGCUCUACCAUACUAUGUUCAAAGAGCGCCUCGCUGCAUAUGCCCGCAACGAAAUCGCAACAUACAUCGACUGCCGUAUCCUAGAACGUCUCGGUUAUGACGAUCUCAUGGACGCUCACGAAAUCAUCGCACCGCUUGUGCCGAUGUUGUGUGAGCGGAAAUGGACAGCACUGACCCGAACGCUGAUCGAACGCUGCACAGCUCGCAAGAUCGACACGCAGGCAAUCGCCGUGCAAUUAGACGAAGCAUUCCAAGGAUCUGAUGGAAACUUCGACGUCUAUCGUAUGCUGUUCAUCGAUGCUGAGAAUGCAUCUCAAUCGAUAAGCCAAUCUGCCAUACCCGAUGAGCCUUCCAAAGCCGUCACCACAACCUCCAAAGAGACCCCAACUGGCGUCAUUCCUGCAGCGCAAACUCCCAACCCAGUCCAUGACCCGGCUGCGGCUGCCUUCUCACAACCGGUUCAAGGCGCCCAAAUGCACUUCAACCUCCUCGCCCAGGCCAUGCUCAUCGUUCCCGGAAGUCUAUCCGCUCUGAUAAUCGACAGCCUCAUCAUGGCACCCCCUCCACUUCUGAUCCGCAUGGCGCACGACCCGAUAGUCACACGUACCCUCCAACAAGCUCUCACCACCGCAAACGCCAGCAUCAUCCAACGCCGCAAACUCAUCCAGCCCUUCUACGGCACCAUCGGCGCCAUGGCCCUAGACAAAGCCGCCAGCCACGUUGUCGACUGCAUCUGGGUCGGCACGCACGGCCUCGCCUUCAUCCGCGAGCGCAUCGCCGAAGAACUCGCCGAGAACGAGGCCAGCCUGCGCGCCUCGCCCUGCGGUCGUGCCGUCUGGAAAAAUUGGAAAAUGGACGUCUACCAGCGACGCCGUCCAGCCUGGGUGCGCUACUCGAAAAUCAAAGCCAGCAACGACGGUUUCCAAAGUUUCUCUGAACUCGACCAGCAGACGACCACCACCACCGACUCCGCCCGUGCAACUCCCGCCCACGCCCCCUCUUCCUCUGUCGCAGGCACGCCAACCGCCAAUGGCGCCGUUGGAGAAACCGGCGUCUUCAAAACCCCCCUGCAAAUGGCCCGCGAGCGCCACGCGAAGGGCAAAGCCAAGGAGCGCGCCCAGAAGGAACAGCAACCACACCUCGCCCGCCCAGCCGCUCCGGAUGAUGACGCUGCUCCGCCUUCUUCACGGCCUCAGAGCGGAGCUUCGUCGUCUUCGAAGAGGAGGAAAACUUCGGCGGCGCCGGCCUCGGGAGCAAACGCUACUGCUCCGACGAAGAGGGAGGGUAGUACUCGCAGCGGUGGCGCCGUGAAGGCUAUCUAGGUUCCGCUCCUGGUUUCCAUUCCGGAAAUGGGGAUCGCUGGCCUGGGCCUUUUUUUAGACUGUCAGAAGGGAAUGAGGGCCUAUGGAAAUAGAGUCCCUCGACGAUGCUCGCUGUUGUGACAACGAAAAGUCCGUUCCGAUGGCGAUGAGUUGAGGAGGGAGAAGAUUGAAAAAAAAUGGGGAAGGAUUUUCUUUCUUGUACCUCUUAACACCUUUUUAAUGAUAUGACCAAAUAUAGAUGAGAUUGACAC